Molecule: messenger RNA, 8901 nt
Organism: Hemiscyllium ocellatum (epaulette shark)
Lineage: Eukaryota; Metazoa; Chordata; Chondrichthyes; Orectolobiformes; Hemiscylliidae
Product: zinc finger protein 229-like
Exons: 2
Coding region: 314-1663 (449 amino acids)
Biological process (GO): regulation of transcription by RNA polymerase II
Cellular component (GO): chromosome
Molecular function (GO): chromatin insulator sequence binding
Source: RefSeq, a predicted model, not a curated record
CGGUGGGGGGUUAAGGGGAGCUGAUGUUCUGUUGGUCUGGAGGGUCCCUGUAUCCAGGAAGAGGAUAUGAGAAGAGCAGCUUUGCAGGUAGAGCUUCCCAACUGAGUACCAUGUAAAGGUCUGACAGAGCCCCUUGAUUCGUGGGACAGGAGAGACGUCCCUCUUUCAGUCCAGAAGGGGCAAAUUCUUUGAACGUUUUUGUCUGCUUCAGUAGGCUCUUAAAAUAUCGUCUUUACCUGAACCACAGGGGCACGUGCCUGAGCCAGUUUGCCCACUGUGGGGAAAGGAAGUCUCAGGAGGCAUUCCACGCGCCAUGGAGAAACCGUGGAAGUGUGGGGAUUGCGGGAAAGGAUUCCGCUCCCCCUCCAAGCUGGAGAUCCACCGCCGUGUCCACACCGGGGAGAGGCCGUUCAGCUGCUCGGUGUGCGGGAAGGGCUUCAGCGACUCGUCCACCCUGCUGACCCACCAGCGGGUCCACACCGGGGAGCAGCCCUUCACCUGCUCGGUGUGCGGGAAGGGCUUCACCCGGCUGUCCAUCCUGCUGACCCACCAGCGGCUCCACACCGGGGAGAGGCCGUUCGCCUGCUCCGAGUGCGGGAAGGGCUUCAGCGACUCGUCCACCCUGCUGCGGCACCAGCAGGUCCACACCGGGGAGAGGCCCUUCACCUGCUCCGUCUGCGGCAAGGGCUUCACCCAGUCGUCCACCCUGUUCUCACACCAGCGGGUCCACACCGGGGAGAGGCCGUUCAGCUGCUCCGUCUGCAGCAAGAGCUUUACCCGCUCGUCCACCCUGCUGACCCACCAGCGGAUCCACACCGGCGAGGGGACCUUCACCUGCUCCGAGUGCGGGAAGGCCUUCACUAAGUUGUUGAAACUGAAGUCCCACCAGCGGGUCCACACCAGGAAGCGGCCCUUCACCUGCUCCGUCUGCGACAAGGGCUUCGCCCGCUCGUCCGACCUGCUAACCCACCAGCGGGUCCACACCGGGGAUAGGCCGUUCAGCUGCUCGGUCUGCGGCAAGAGCUUUACCCGCUCGUCCGACCUGCUAACCCACCAGCGGGUCCACACCGGGGAGAGGCCGUUCAGCUGCUCGGUCUGCGGCAAGAGCUUUUCCCGCUCGUCCAACCUGCUGACCCACGAGCGGCUCCACACCGGGGAGCGGCCCUUCACCUGCUCCGUCUGCGGCAAGGGCUUCACCCGCUCGUCGCACCUGCUGCGGCACCAGCGGGUCCACACCGGGGAGCGGCCCUUCACCUGCUCGGUGUGCGGCAAGAGCUUUACCCGCUCGUCGCACCUGCUGACCCACCAGCGGGUCCACACUGGGGAGCGGCGCUUCACCUGCUCAGUCUGCGGCAAGGGCUUCCCUCACUCGUCCACCCUGCUGCAGCACCGGCAGGUCCACACCGGGGAGCGGCCCUUCACCUGCUCCGUCUGCGGCAAGGGCUUCCCUCACUCGUCCGACCUGCUGCGGCACCAGCAGGUCCACACCGGGGAGAGGCCGUUCAGCUGCUCGGUCUGCGGCAAGAGCUUUACCCGCUCGUCCGACCUGCUGGCCCACCAGCGGGUCCACACCGGGGAGAGGCCGUUCAGCUGCUCGGUCUGCGGCAAGAGCUUCACCCGCUCGUUCAACCUGCUGGCCCACCAGCGGGUCCACACUGGGUAGCGGCCCUUCACCUGCCUGGUCUGCGGCAAGGGCUUCCCCCAUUCGUCCGGCCUCCAGAUCCACCAGUGGGUCCACACGGGGGAACAUCCUUCCGAUAGACCAGAAGUGCACAUAAUACAGAGAAACUUCGAUUAUCCAGAAUUAGAUGAACCAGCACGGUGGCUCAGUGGUUAGUGCUGCUACCUCACAGUACCAGGGACCCGGGUUUCAUUCCUGCCUCAGGCGACAGACUGUGUGGAGUUUGCACAUUCUCCCCGCGUCUGCGUGGGUUUCCUCCUAGUGCUCCGGUUCCGUCCCACAGUCCAAAGAUGUGCAGGUCAGGGUGAAUUGGCCAUGCUAAAUUGCCCGUCGUGUUAGGUAUAUUAGUCAGAGGGAAAUGGGUCUGGGUGGGUUACUCUUCGGAGGCUCAGUGUGGACUGGUUGGGCCUGUUUCCACACUGCAAGGGAUCUAAUCGUCAAGCGACUGAAAUACACCCUGCAUGUGUCCUUUGGAUAAUCGAGGUUCCUGUGUAUUCCAAAAGUGGCCUAACCAACGUCCUGUCCAGACCCCAACCCCUAUACUCAGUGCUCUGGCCAAUAAAGUGAUCUGCAGAAUCUGCGGGACUUGCUUAAUCCUGGAAGGUAAAUCACGUGUUUCUCCUUCUCUUGCAGGUGGAUCCAAGAUUUCACUCUCUGUCCCAUUGAGUCUCCAGUCAGGUCCUUCAGCUCAACUGGUCUCUCUCAGUAUUUCUGACCCAUGUGAGCCUCUACGCACCUCCCCCUUCACUUGCUCACACUUGAUUUCCCUUACAGCAGCAUUCCCUUCAGUUCCUUUCUCCCUGACAUCUGUAUCCAGCUUCUCCUUAAAUGCCGUCCACCUCGACCUGCUACUGUGGGGGUCAUUCCCGCUGCAGACAGAGGUCUCUCCUUUGUAACCUCUUCAAAAGAUUUACCGCUGACUUCCCCCUUCAGUCUUUUCUAUUUCUGGGUCUCCCCGCUGUUGCGAAACUUGGAAUGGUUCAGAAAAGAUUUACAAGGAUGUUGCCAGGGUUGGAGGAUCUGAGCUACAGGGAGAGGCUGAACAGGCUGGGGCUGUUUUCCCUGGAGCGUCGGAGGCUGAGGGAUGACCUUAUAGAGGUUUACAAAAUUAUGACCGGCAUGGAUAGGAUAAAUAGGCAAAGUCUUUUCCCUGGAGUUGGGGAAUCCAGAACUAGAGGGCAUAGGUUUAGGGUGAGAGGGGAAGAUAUAAAAGAGACCUACAGGGCAACUUUUUCAUACAGAAGGUGGUGUGUGUAUGGAAUGAGCUGCCAGAGGAAGUGGUGGAGGCUGGUACAAUUACAACAUUUAAGAGGCAUUUGGAUGGGUAUAUGAAUAGGAAGGGUUUGGAGGGAUAUGGGCCGGGUGCUGGCAGGUGGGACUAGUUUGGGUUGGGAUAUUUGGUCGGUAUGGACGGGUUAGACCGAAGGGUCUGUUUCCGUGCUGUACAUCUCUUGACAAAGCCUUGUCUGAGGGUGAAAUGUUGUCAUUCCCGUUGAUGUGGGUGGUCCCCUGUCUGUUGUCCUUUUUGUUUCCUUUCUCGGAAAGGACGUCGCGGACAUGGGCAGCGUUCCCGAGCCCCGCUCCGGAACGGGCUGUUCCGUCCUCUUCCAGGCCCCGGGGUGGGGGGAAGGGGCAGCUUGAGUGCAGUGGGAGAGUGGGCCGUUCACCGGGAGGGUGCCAAUGGGACGGGAGAGCGGUACCGGUAAUGGGGCGAGGGGGAGAUGCCUCAGACCGCCAGAAACACUGGGGCAGCUGCUCGCGUGCUCCUUUUGGAUCUCACAGCACAGGGAGGCCAUUCAUCUGAUUACCUCCCCGUCUCUGUCUCUCUGGCUCUCUCUGUCUGUGUCUCUGCGUCUGCCUCUGCGUCUGUCUGUCUCUCUGAGGUGACAGCGGAUUCCAGCAUAUUGCUGCUUGCUGGGUAAACCUGUUUUUCCUCUGUUUUCCCCCUCUCUCUCCUGCUCAAACCCCUGAACUUCAGGCCGCCCCUGACCCUGUCACUAUCAGUGAAUGGGGAACAGCUUUUCUUCCUCCACCUUAUCUGAACCUAUCACAAUCUUCCCCACUUUCACCAGUUGUAUCUGUGUGUGACCCUCUCUUUCUGUGUCUCUUUCUCUCCUAAGCCCCCUCCCUCACCACAUCCCAUUCACCCACCCCCUCCUGUCAUGCUCCCACUUUCAAACGGUCUCGUUGUGUUUUCACUGCCUCUUCCCCAUCGUUUCCGUCAAGCACCUCAUCUCACGCUUAGAACCCCUGCAGUGUAGGAGCAGGCCCUUCAGCCCAUCCAACCCACACCAACCCUCCCUCACCCAGAUCUCUGCCCGUAACCCUGCAAUUCCCAUUGACUAACCCACCUAGCCUACACAUCCCUGGGCACUAUGGGUAAUUUAGCACGGCCAAUGCCCCCUAACCUGCACAGCCCUAGGCACUAUGGGUAAUUUAGCACGGCCAAUGCCCCCUAACCUGCACAUCCCCAAACACUAUGUAAUUUAGCACGGCCAGUCCACCCAAACCUGCACAUUCCCUGGAUAGUAUAGGACAAUUUAGCAUGGCCAAUCCACCCUCACCUACACAUCCCUGGACACUAUGGGUAGUUUAGCCUGACCAAUCCACCCAAACCUGCACAUCCCUGGAUACUAUAGGACAAUUUAGCCUGGCCAAUCCUACACUAAGGGUGGAUUGGCCAUGCUAAAUUACCCAUAGUACCCAGGGAUGUGUAGGUUAGGGUCGAUUGGCCAUGCUAAAUUACCCAAUCCUACACAUCCCUGGGUACUGUUAGGAUAAAAUAGGUCAAGGGAGGGUGGAGCUAUAGCUGCUGUUUGGGGAAUUGAAACUGUAGCUGUAGCUGCUACUUGGGAAAUCGAAACUGUUGCUUACGUGGCCAGCUCAGCUGCCAACGCCCAAAUGAGCUCAAUAACAGGAAACGCCUAGCAAACGCGAAAUGUCCUAAUAAGGCAAUGCUUAGUAGCUCUGCGAAGCUCUGCUUAGCAAAGAGUAUAUCAGGAGCAGAUUUGGGAGGGGAAGGCAGAACGCGCCUUCUCCAGUGAAUGCAUGGUGAUUCACUGUAUCAGCUACGAUUCUGCAAUAAAGCCUGCUUGUGCCAAACAAUUGAGCAUCUGUUGUCUCUCCUCCUAAAACGAACAUGCAAGGACAAAUUCCGUCCUAACAUUUGGUGACUCCCAACACGGGGAGGAAAGAGAUAACAGUUGGCAGACCGGUUAGCAGACAACCUUCGGCGCCGAAUCUUAUUAAGGUAUGGAAGUGCCUGUUACAUCUAAAACUUCCAGUAGUUAAUUUUUGAGUUAGUUCUUGUCUGCUUUCUGAUCCUCACCAACCCAAAUUGAUUUAACCGGGCCACAGAGGCACAGAAUCUUGGCUGGUAAGUCAUUUUUUUUUAAUCUAAAGUAGUGUAAAACUUGGAAGUAAUGAGAGCCUUUGACAUUAAAAUUCUCCACGUAUUUUUAAAAUUCUCCUGCGUGGAGGGGUGGGGGUAUCACGUGGAACUUGGAAUUAAUAAACGCGGGAGACGUGUGGAACUCGGUGGUAACGAGGACCCCGUAGCACAGACUUUAAAAUUCCUAGAAGUGAGGGGCAUUGGGUAAGGAGAGAGACAGAGGACAGGGGACAGAGACAGACAGAAACAGAGAUACAGAGAGACCGACACAGGAAGAGAGUGAGAGAGAAAGAGGGAGAUAGAUAAAGAGAGACAGAAGGUAAUAAAGACAAAGGGGAGAGAAACAGAGAAAAGGGAAGAGAAAGCAAGAGAGAAGGAUAGAGAAAAAGGAUUGCGAGAAAUAAGGGUUAGGGGUAAGGAGACUCGCAGCAGCCAGCGAAGAGAGAGAGAGCGAGCCGAUCUGUCCCAGCAGCCUUAGAGAGAGAGAGAGUGAAAAGAGCUGUACAACUGACAAGGUUUAACCCUUUGAUUUGGUUUGAAUGCACAUUUUUUUUUGUUGGUGAUUGAAUGUGUAAGUUUUAUUCCCUGGAGCUUGAGUUCCAGGACUGUUUUAAAUGUGAUUUUUAUGGAAACUUAACAUGAUUUUUUUUUAAGGUUGAUGACUUCUGUUCUUUUAAAAGUCAUGACUGCCUUACUAUCCGAUUCUAACUAAUCUCUUUUAUCUUUACAUAAAAGCAAUGUAUGGAGGACAGUUGAAGUUUCAGUUCAACAGUAGGUUGUCGUAAAAACGAAAACUUCCAUGGUUAUUAUCUGUGACCUUGGAUUCGGCCAUUGUUCAUGCAUUAGAAGUUUUUUUUUUAACUUGAAUUGGCAAAUUCUUGUAAGACAGCUCUGAUUAUUUUACGACCUAUAGUAUUGUAAUUGAGUAAUGAUUGGUCAGGAGUACUUAAGAAAACUAAUUUUGGAUCUAAAUUAGGGGACUAAAACUGGGUGAUUACAGUGAAUUUCAAAAUUGGGAACUGUAUGAAUUUUACAUUUUAAAUAUUGAAUACUGAAUAAAUGGACGUAAAUAUAUAAAUAUGUUUACAAGUUAGGAACAGGCUUUAAAGUUAGUCAAGCAUGAAUUGAUAAAUUGGUGUUUGAAGUUAUGGGAAGCUAGGAACAUUGCAAUAUUUCUUAAAAGAAAGAAAAAGGGAAGAACGUAACGACUUGUCCCCUUCGGGAAGUACCAAUAGGGGACAAGGAGAUUGGGUUUGUGUGUGUCCCCCUCACCAGUGGGGAGGUCGGAACAUCUAAAAGGAAAUGACGGUCCUGGUUGAGAAUCCGAUAGGAUUGUCAGAACAAAUUGAUCUAUUUUUGAGGCCCAGUCUGUAUAUGUGGGCUGAGUUAAUGUCUAUUUUGAAUAUACUAUUUACUGGGGAAGAAAGGGGACUUAUAUGGGGAUGCUGGACAGGGAAAGAUACAGAAGAUAGAAGGGUGGAGUGGGAAAAACCCAUUAGAUGAAUUGUUAGGAGAGGCACAGAAAGUGUUUGUAAAGAGAGAGGACGAGAGACAGAAGCAGAAGGCGAAAAUGACGGUCGCUGCGGUUGAUGAGGUAAUUAGGAGAAGAAUGGAACCAAGAGUGAGCAACCGGAGCAGCGGGUGACAGCAUGUAGGGCAGAGAGGAAAGGGGAUAGGGAGAGACAAGGAGGAGCAUUUGGUAGAGGGUUUGAGCGACAGGGACAGAGAUGAAGGUCUCCACAGGCAGGAUGCCAUUAUUGUGGAAAGAUAGGGCAUUUUAGGCGGGAGUGUCCUGAUCUAUAAAGGGAAAAGAAAGAGCCAUUCCGCUUAUGAUUUUGAUAACGACGGGGAGGGGGACAACAACUGGCAUCAUUUCUGAGCAGUCAGGGGUUAACAACCCAGUCAUAGAUUGGCUGAAUAGUACAUUCGGUAGAUGGGGAACUGUGCUGGGACAGCUGGCCCUUGGUUUAUGCAUCUCUGUUGCUAUCUUUAUUACCUGUGGUGGUUGUUGUAUACCAUGUAUCAGGACGCUUGUGACACGACCGAUUGACCGUGCCCUGACGGGAAAGGAUGGCCCCCACCCGCAUACCAGGCAGCGGUGCUGGUGGAGCCUGUGAUGGGGGCACCCCAAGGAAAGAUUACAGGAUCGAAACCAGAGGGAAUGGAGGAGCUAUGCCUGAGAGAGAAACGCGGGACAAUAUAUGAUUUUGCUUUAUAACUGUGUCACUCAUUUCUAAUCCUUCUCCUUUAGGGCCUCAGAAUGUGAGGGCUGUGGUCCAAGGACCCCCUAGUUAUAUAUUUUUCCUGUUUAAAUUUGCAACAGAUAAAUUUGUGCUUUUAUGCUGCAGUUAGAGAUUGUGAAGUGCUAUAUGCCUCAAGACUCAAGAAACUAUUGUUCACCCAAGAGAUUCCUAGCCAUCAUCUGGUAUUCCUAAAUGGCUUCGAUUGGUCUCGAAAGCCAUUGAUCACAGUAAUAAGCCAGUUGCCACUGCCCGUGUCCAUCCUUAACGUCUGUGAAAUGGAUGUGGGUUUUUGUUGGUCAGUGAAGAUGACUGGUUAGCCAGUGACGGGUAAGAUUCCUCGAGCGAGGAACAACCUAAGACAGGCACAGUCGUGCAUUGGCCUUCAGAAUAGUGGCCUGUGGUCAUGUGGUUUUAGCAGAUCCCUGGCCUUUGCAUCCGUGUCGGGAAUCUGAUUAAGUUUCUGGCUUGCAAAGCAGCUUGAUAGAAGGAAAAUCGUGCACUCAGUACAUUGUAUUCGCUGUAUUUUUGACAAAUGAAAAUGCCAGUUUUAUGGCAGCUUCCAGAACCGACUUAACAACAAACCUUUGGGAAGGAAGGAGAGCUCAUUGAAUCCUAUUACAAAAGAUUUGACACGAUGUCAGUAGUUUAAAAUUAUUUUAGGAUGUCAUGAUAUAAUACGACCAAUUUUAAUGAGUAGUUGUACAAUUAGGUGUUCUUUGGACAAGAGACCUUCAUUCUGCAGGCAUCCUAACUCAUCCACUUUGUGUUUUCCCUGGUUCUCUUCCUUUUGUUAUCAUGCUCAGUUUCACUGGGUUUUUUUUAUCGUUGUGUUAGUUUUGAGAUACCUUUUUGUAGUUGUUUUCUUUAAAAGAAAUAACCUAGAAUUGCCUACUAAUUGUUAAUUUUCGCUUGUUGCUUGUUUUGUUGCAGUAUGCUGCUUAGGGACCCCUUCACCCUGAACUAAUGUGUCCCUAGAACCGGUCGGCCUAGUUGAGAUAACGUGUUCGGAGAAGCCAAAGGGACGUUUGGGGGGCGUCCGCCGACACACCCGGCCCCGGUUGCUGCGCGACAUUGCGUUUGUAGCGGUAUGGGUUGAUGUGGCCUCAGUAGAGGCCAAGGGAGGGAAUGUUGGGAUGGAAAUCUAAUAAGCCUAGGGAGGGUAGAGUUGUAGUUACUGCUUGGGGAAUCGGGGGCCGCUGCGGAGCGGUUGUUUGGACUGCUGACCGAAACUGCCUGUACAGCUGGACUGUUGUUUACCAGACUGGAACUGUCUCGUAGACAGCUACCAAGGUCAGGCAACACUAUGGCCGGCUCUUCUCAGCGUAGCUGCCGAGGCCAUAACAGGUGGCUGAGCUGUUGUUUACCAGACUGGAACCGUCUCGUGGAUAUUUGCCAAGGCCGAAUAAGCUCUGUCACAGGAGACGCUUUGUGUGCGAGAGAUCACGUGUGCGAGUAGUUACGUAGCUUCGCAAAAAAUAUAUCAAGUGUGGAUUUCUGGGGGAAAAACAGAAUGUGCACCUUCUCCAGUGAAAGCAUGUAUUUCACUGUAAUCAGCUACGAUUCUGCGAAAUAAAGAACUUGCUUGU